UAUUAAUGGAAGAUAAAUCACAAACACCAGAUUUAGUAGUAGAGGACCCACAAGUAACUCAAACUGAAAAACCUGAAAUCGUUGAUGCGGAAGGUAAUACUAGCACCAAAGAUGACGUCAAUUUUAAAAAUCAGGAACCUGAAGUAAAAGAAACCUGAAUUCAGGAAAAAUUGAUAUAUUAUUGCUCUUCAUUUGAUCUUAACGUCAAAGAAUGGUAUACUGAGUAUGAGAACGUUGAAAUAUUUAAAAAGAGAAUGAAAUAAACUAGGCCGCAAAUGGAUCAAAUUGGUUUACCAAUCGGUUGAAACAACAUCUCAGAUUUCCUCUGAGUCAGCAAAUGAGAGCGAUGAACUCUAUAGUGAGGAGACUGAGGAUAACAUUAAUUCUCACUGUUUAAAUGUAGCCACAGAAUACUACCUAAUCUCGACGAAAAAGAAAGAAGAGGACUCGUUCGAUGAGUUCCAUAUGGGCCUUAAGGAAUACUUCAUCAAGAAGGGAUACAUUAUAGUGGACGAACCGCUUUUUGAAUCUCUUGCCCAUACUUUCCAUAUUCUGGCUGAAACAGAGCAAGAAAAUAUCUCCAAGAAGAAGACUGCUGAUGAAAAGUUCGAGAAAGAGUACAGAAAGACCAAGAAAAGAGACAAGAAAAUGGAGCAGAAGCACGUUCGCACUGAAGAAGAGAAUCAAAAUAGUGCUGAUCCUAAACUCGUCUCCAAAUCUAGACAUAAAAGAUAUAAAACUAUGAUUCCUGGAUAUAAUAUCAUUAAGAAAAGAAUUAUAACACCUCUCUUGCUAGCCUCAGAGAGGGUUGUGGAGUACUGUACUCCUAGCCAGGCUGACCAGAAGGAGAAUGAGGCUGUUGAAGCAGAGGCCUAUGAGGAUUCUCAGCUAGCUGACAAGUUAGCCAAGCUUUCUCUUGAUGAGAUAGAGAAAAGAAAUAGAAAACGCAAGAUAAAGUCACUUCGGAAAUCAAGCAAAAAUUUCAACAUUUCAAAGAGUCUGGUUGAUAAGGCAUCUGAUUGUGUGGAUUUCAUUAGUGAAAGGAUGCCGGUUGAAUCGAAGGUAACCAGGAAUUUUGUAACCAAUAUGAUUGAGCUCUCAGAUAGCGCUAUUAAUAGAAUUUCUCAAAGUUGAGAGGGAAUUGAUAGUUCUGAGAGCAAUAACAUCAACAUGAGAUUCAUUAAACCUUCUAAAAAGUUCUAUAACCUCCUGAUGUCUGUGUGGAUAAAAAUGGACACGACUAGUAUAUUUGAGCUAACAGAAGAACAGUUCACCGAAAAUGUUAAGCAAGCACUAGAACAAGAAAAUAUCGCAUGGUCUGAUGCUUACUUAGAGCCAACAAUUACCUUCUAUAACGUUGCUCGGGAAGAAUUUAUGACCUUGUACCAGACUCAAAAGGAUGAGUCAUCAGACCAGGACAUGGAGCCUGGCAACUUUAUUUUCUCUGUAACCAGAUUUUUCGCUUCAAUAAAAUCAACCCUCCUCGAAAUGUGGCACUCCGAGAUUGUCCAGAAGAGUGCUGAGUUCACUUCCGCAUCAGCUGCUGAUGAGCAGUCAGAAGAAAGCCAGGAAGAGCAGAAAAGGCCUUCUGGAGAAUUGUAAAUAUACUAACACCGACAAUUCAUGGAACUAAUUUAAUUAAUUGAAGAAUAAUCAAUGGGUU
Messenger RNA from Moneuplotes crassus, 1663 nucleotides. Lineage: Eukaryota; Ciliophora; Spirotrichea; Euplotida; Euplotidae. The record is from the annotation of a GenBank genome assembly.